GCACAAGCAGGCAGCCAGUCAGUGUACCCACAGAGGCCCUCCCAGGCGGACGGGCAGGCAGGCAGGCUGGCAGACAGCCAAGCGCCACGACGAGCCCAAGCGACGACCCGACCCUCGCCGAGCCGAGCCGAGCCGCGACCGUCCGCGGGACUUAGCGUGUUGUUGUGACCGCGCGUGCCGAGCGCGACGCGUGCCGCUGACGCGCACCUGCCGGGCCACCUGCCGGACUUACCUGCUGCCUCUCCAGUGGAUUCCCCUCACCGGCCGAGCGCCGCCCUGUGGAUUUUAACUCUGUGGAUUGCAGUGCUGUGCGGCGCCGAUGGUGCUUCCCCGUGCGACAUGCCGUGCGCCGGCGACCUCCUGAGGUCGGCGCGCUCGUCCCGCAAAAAGGAUUAAAGCAGUGCGUCGUCGUCUUGUGUGUUUGUGUGUGACAGUGAGUGGCCGGUGAUGACGGCGAACUGACUGACAGUGGUGAUGGUGACAUGUUGUGCGGAUUAACUCUAACGACACGUGGAUGACCACGACGGCGACGGAGACUCUGCCGGCGAGGAAGCCCAGCCCUUCCCCCCCGCCCCCGAGUCCCAGUGAUAGUGUGUCGCCCACAAGCACGACGUCUGCGAAAAUGAGGAUAAAGAUGCCCGCAGUGAGAAUCAGCCAAGCCUGAAGGCCCCCGAGGCCUCUGCCUCGCCCCGACCUUCGUCGCCCUGCUGAGGAUGAUGGAGCCCGCCGGCGAGGCCGCUGGCGGGGUCGUCGCCGAGGCCCGCGGCGAGGCCGUGGUGCCCGGGGGCCCGGGCCCCGGCCUGGGCCCGCUGGCCCCGCCUCUGGGUCCGCUGGGCCCUCUGUGUCCGCUGGGCCCGCUGGGCUCCCUCGGCUCGCUGGGGCCGCUCGGGGCCUCGCUGGCCGCGCUGGCCCCGAGACCCCCGUCGCCCAUCAGCCGCCGGGCCGCCGAGCCGCGCGUAAACUGCCGACUCAAAUCAGGUAUGGAGGGUGCCACGGAGGACGACGAACUCAAGACUUACUGCGACAAAAUCCAAAAGCUGGACGUGAGCUCAGAUAUGGACCGAGGAGAAGCCGACGCGUCCGAGGCGGCCGUGGCGCCCUCGCAGCCGGACAUCCUGACCUGUGGCGUCUGCCAGAAGCCCUUUGCCCUGGGCGACAUCAUGAAGUUCAUCCAGCACAAGGUGGCCUCCUGCAACAAGGAGAACUACCUGGCGGCCUUCGGCGAUAGCGACGCUGCCCGUCACCACGACGGCAGCGACAGCGACGACCAGAAGGAGGGCACCCUGCCGCUUGGCGUGGUCAACUCCAGGAGGCCGUCCAUCUCUGCCCCCAUCAGUAGCAAGAAGUCCCUGGUGCCGUCGUCGUCCUCGUCGGCGGUCCGGAUCCUCUGCACGCCCCCGUCGUCCCUCCUGGACUCGGACGACCCCCGGUGCUCGACGCCCAUCAAGCGGCGGGGCCGGUCCUCCUCCCCCAUCUUGCGGCCGUCCUCGUUGCCCGCCAUCAGUAACCACCUCGGCCUGCUCGGCGACGACGACGACGUGAGGCCGCCGAUGACGAGGAUCAACAUCGGCGAGUCCGGAUCGGCGGACUCCUCGCCGGACGAGGCGCGCCGGUCGAAACUCGCCAGGAUCGACGUGGCCGACGCCGAGUCCAACACCAUCAAUUCCGAGCCCAACAACUACGUGUGCAGCACGUGCAAGCAGCGCCUCCACUCCGCGUGGCGGCUCGUGCAGCACGUCCAGAACAGCCACGGCAUCAAGAUCUACGUCGAGACGGCGCCCUCGGCGGACGCCUCCAAGACGCACAAGGACAACCAGAACCGCUCCUCGUCGUCCAACUGCUCAUCGUCGUCGGCGUGCUCGAGCGGUAGCCUGCCGGGCCCCACGACGCCGCUGUCCGUGCCGCCGCCCAGCUCGCGGCUCCACCCCCACGGCGGGCCCCACCCGCCGCCGUCCUCGCCCCUGCUGGACCCCAUGCACCACCCGUUCCCCGUGGGAGGGCUGCUCAGGCACCCGUUCCCGCCCACCUCCAUGUCGUCCCCCCUGGGACUGGGGCCGCUGUUUCCCCGGCCUUCUAGUCACGACCACUUCCGCAUGGAGCAGCUCGUCUCGGAGCAGUUCCGGCUGAGCCAGCAGAGCCUGGGACUGGCCGCCGCCACGGCCAACACCAGCAUCGCACCCCCGCCUCCGGCCUCCCCUUUUGGUCCGACGUCGACGUCAGUGGCGCCCACUUCGACGCCGAGCAGGCCGGCCACCGGCGCGCCACCAGCUCCCCUCAAUCUGGAACCGCAGCUGGAUUUUUACUCACAGCGGCUGCGGCAACUAGCGGGCGCAACGAGUCCCGGGGCCGCCUCGGCCGCCAACGGGAACUCACCCUCCCCCUCGCCCCGGCAGGGGCUGCUCACUCCCCCUUUCUCGAGCAGCUCAACCCCCGGGGCCGCGCCCGCCGCCGCGACACCGCUCUCGCUCAACAACUCCAAGGACAGCAACAACUGCAACAGCACCUCCUCCAGUUCCUCUACCGCAGUCAACAACAAUAACAACCUCAGUGCUGUGAACAAUAACAAUAGUAACAACAACAACAACUCGAGUUUGCUGAACAACAACACCAGUGGAGAUAGCGAUAGCGAGACUCGGCCCCCGCGGCCGCAGUCGCUGACACCCCCCGAGAAACAAUCCCAACUUGCUGAGACCCCAAGCAACCCCGCGAUGGCCAUCACCAGCACCCCGCGGUCGGCGUCGACGCCCCCUCUUGCCGACAAGCCGACCGACUUCUCCCGCUCCGCCAAGUCCCUCUCCAACCUGGACGAUGACGGCGAGCGAAUCCACGGCUGCGAGUUCUGCGGCAAGAAGUUCCGAUUCCAGAGCAGCCUCAUCGCCCACAGGAGGGUGCACACCGGCGAGAAGCCGUACAAAUGUUCAGUCUGUGAUCACACCUGUGCCCAGCAGUCCAAGCUGAAGAGACACAUGAAGAUUCAUCGCCUCGGCCGAGACACCAACGGCAGCGAGCACUCGACCGACCAGCUCUCAAACGCGGGCUCGGUCGAGACGCUCGACGACGACGACGAAGACGACGACGAUGACGAGGACGAGGAUGAGGAGGAAGAGGAGGAGGAGGAAGAAGAGAUGGAGCUGGAAGACGAGGACGCGGACGACGACGACGACAUUGGUGGCGACGCCCCUGAAGACUUGACCACCAAGUCGAACUCGUCGACCCCUCCGAACAACAACAACACGAACGCUGGGUGCGAUAAGAAUGUCGGCUCUCCCAGGCCGACGCCUUCCUCAACCCCAUUGGACAAAGUGGCGACGGGCUCCUUGGUCGGGGAGCUCAUGGACAAGUUUGGCCUGAACCACAUUGCCCAGUACAGCGAAGCCUACAAGCAAGCGCUGCAAGAGUCUGUGAUCGGCGGCCACCCCCUCGGGAUGAAGGACGACCUCCUCCACCGGUCGCCCCUCAUCCUCGGGGACAACAACAACAUUGGCAAACUCUCCCGCAGCUCCGGUCUGGAGAACGGCCUGCUGGAGAAGUCUGCCGCCGCCCUGCGGUUCAGGGAAGAGUUCGCCAAGAACAUGCUGGCCGCUGGCCAGCCUCCCCUCGACCUCGUGGGCGGUCACCACGGCAUCUUCGGCCCUGGGGCGCCGUUCGACAACCCCUUCGACACGGCGAGCAAGAGGCUGAAGCUGGACCUCGAACACGGCAGCCCCUUGGGGCGGCCUGGUGACAGGGCAGACAGCCUGUACGCCGGCCUCUGGCUUCCCUCCUCCCACCACCUGUUCCCCGGUGCCGACGGCUCCAUGGACCUGCUCGGCUCCAGGGGGAAGUCCUGCGACCUGCUCAAGAGCAACGGGCCCAAGGCGGGGCCCAGUGCCUCCUCCCUGGCCGCGGCCGCGGCGGCCGCGCUCAACCUGGGCCUGCCCGUCGGCGCGUCCAUGCCGAAGAAGGACGGCAGGCGCAACGACACCUGCGAGUUCUGUGGCAAAGUGUUCAAAAACUGCAGCAACCUAACAGUGCAUCGGCGAUCUCACACCGGGGAGAAGCCCUACAAGUGUGAACUGUGUCCGUACGCGUGUGCGCAGAGCUCAAAACUCACGAGGCAUAUGAAGACGCACGGGCGUUUAGGGAAGGACGUCUAUCGGUGCAGAUUCUGUGAGAUGCCUUUCUCGGUUCCCUCGACGCUUGAGAAGCACAUGAGAAAGUGCGUGGUCAACCAGAACGCCAAUGGUGGCCACCACUUCCUUUCGAUGAGUGGGGAUGAGGACUCGAGUCUGUCGAACGCAAAGGACACGUCACAGUGGGACACAAGCAGCCAAAUUGAUGUCUAGCUAUGGCGCGAUUUGCGUGUCGGUUGAAUAUCAACCAGGACGUCAAUUUGUUUGUUGCCUUCUGUGUUUCGGGGCCAUUGUCUCUCGGGGACUCAGCCCCUUUAUAAGUCUGAACAAGUUACCGGGGAACGUGAUGCGUUGUUGUUGUUUCUUUUUUUGUGAUGUGUGAUCUAGAGCGACCGAGAGGAUUCGCCAAUUGCUGUAAAAUUUUUGCGCGAACCAAAGAAAAUAUGUUAUUUGAAGCUCACCCAGACACUGUCCCAGUGAGGAAGUUAGGCCAAAUGUACACAUUGGACCGAUCUCGAUUUUAUCACGCACCAUGACGUGGAAUCGAUAUCGAUUCAAUCUUUGUCAACCGGCCAUUUUUCACUGUGUUUGAAUCAAGUAAAUUGUUUCUAUGUGCGUGUUAGGGUAAGAAUGGGUCGAAUUUUGCCUUCCGGCCAGCUCGACAAAAGCUUGUACGUGUUGAGGCGCCAGGCCCAAGUUCCUAAGUGGCUUUGAGUCCACGUUUACCUCGUACUUUUAAGUGGUUUUAAUCGUGUUCCUCCUACUGUGCUUGGUGCAACAAGCAGUUUAGUGCCAAGUUGUUGAGCUCUCGACCACAGCGAUUCGUUCACUCGUGAGAGAGACCAAAUUAUGAAAAAGUGUAGUUAUAGUUAAAACAAGUUUAAAUGAAGUUAUGAGGUGCGGAUUUCCCCCAGUAUCCUCUCUGUGUUAAGUGAAUGAUGUUACACUUGUAACUUAUACCAAAGCCAAGAUUCAGAUAUCAAUCUUGUAUCUUACUAGGGUGAUAGAUUAAUUGAAAGGAUACAUCUCUGUGUUUUAUCAAUGAAAAUAAGUGCUCGGAAGACCUAUUCAAAGUUGUUAAAUUUGUUUUCUUUUAACUGUGUCUCACUGUUGUCAAACUGGUUUUGCAAGCGUUGUUUUGCUAUGCCUAUCUUUGGUUUGUUCGCUAUUGUAUUGUUUAUUGUUCAUUUCUGCACAUUAAAGCCCACUGUUUUGUUUGUUAAGACUGAACUGGUCCAGGAGUGUAAAUUCCAGCUCCAAAAACGUAAACUGUGUGAUUUUUACUAACACGUUUUUGCCAAAAAUUAACUUAGUUUUUGUCGCUGUUUUUUUAAAAAUUUGUUUCACUAACACUCUUGUAUGUAAAUAUGUUGAAAUAUUUUACUCUCCAGACUUGUUCAUGUUUUCGUUAGUUAUAUAUUCUUCUUAUUGAAAUUAAGUUUGGCAUAUCCUAUGAUUUGAAGGCUAGUUCAGAUUCAAAGUGUCACCAGUUAUGAGUGACACAUUGUUCCUAUUUAAUAUUAUUUAAUUUAAGAAAGCUUGGCAUGCUUGAUUCCUCUACCUUUGCCAAGUCACUGGUUAAAAAUUUGCUCAACCCAGAGCUACUAAAUGAAAUUUUUGUUUUGGUUUUAACUAUACAUCCCAAUAGUUGAACGAUAUCAUAUCGAACAUUCCGCUAGUAUGCAUUUUAAGCCUGUCCUUCUACCUUUUUUAUUAAGAAGGGCACAUUUGUCACCGUACAAUUCCAUUCAAAGACUGCUGUUGUAGUUGUAGUGGUUGUGAUUGACCUGUUCCGUUCUGCUCUGAGGCGCGCAUGGAUACUCAGUACCGGUGACGGGGCGUAAGCUUCAGGAAAAGUUUAUAGAGAUGAUUGUUUAGGGAUCAAGUUGUUUUUGUUUUGUUUUAUUUGUUUAUGUAUAAAGAGUGUAUAUGAAUGUAUAUGUGUACAUAAAAUUCAUUUUAUAAAAAUAGGAGCGGCAGACCUGUACUUUUAAUAUGGCCACUCACUGCUCGCAAAUAAUUGUGGCAUUAAUGUGGCAUUGGUCAUAGAAUAUAUUUCAAAAAUAAAGUUUACUAUCUUGUCUUCAA
Frankliniella occidentalis (western flower thrips) is the source of this 6200-nucleotide messenger RNA. It is a transcript of the gene Cph, whose product is annotated as B-cell lymphoma/leukemia 11B. Lineage: Eukaryota; Metazoa; Arthropoda; Insecta; Thysanoptera; Thripidae. Gene Ontology annotation, molecular function: RNA polymerase II cis-regulatory region sequence-specific DNA binding; DNA-binding transcription factor activity. Gene Ontology annotation, cellular component: nucleus. Gene Ontology annotation, biological process: regulation of transcription by RNA polymerase II. Bases 714 to 4325 code for a protein of 1203 amino acids. The record is from RefSeq and is a predicted model, not a curated record. The transcript is spliced from 6 exons.